CGAUUUACAAAGUGCAAAAACGGCCGAAUAUCGAUUCGAAUACAAGGUUUCAGUGGAAUUUUAUCGGUGCAAUGAUUCCUCCAGUGGAAAUAUGCCAAGAAAAUGUAUUUCCUGUUGAUGAAAAUUGGCGCUGAAAUAUCUUUUAUCAUUGGUAGCUGAUGCAUCUCUCUCCAAAUUUGCAGGACACAAUUGUAUUUUUAAACAAGGCAAUGGACAUGUGUUUUCCGAACGAAUCUUUGAUUUUUCCCAACGAUCUCGAGUUUCACAUAGACGAAAUAGUUUGGCACAGAUAUCCAUUAGUUUGUCAUGAAUGGUUAGUGUUGUUGUUAUGGUCGUGGUUGUGGUAUUUUUUCACACUGACAGUCAUAAUCAGAGGGAAAGUACCCCGUGGAAGUGAGGGGUUCUGCGAGGUUUCCGUCGAAAAAAUUGAGAAGUCACCGUCAAAACAAAGAUUAUGGAGACACUCAGGAAAGUCGCAGUCACUUUUCAACCUAAUGUUAUCGCCUUCCAAAGAUAUCAGACUCUUGGAUCUAGAAGAUAUUCAAAAAAUCCGAUAUAUCGAAAAUAGGGAAAGUCAGGAAGAUGAAAAAGACUACAAUUCGGGGGGAUAUAUGCCUAUUAAUAUUGGCGACAUUUUGAAAGGACAAUUUAAAGUAUGCAGAAAACUUGGAUGGGGGCAUUUUUCGACUGUUUGGUUGUGCCAGAAUUUGGUAGAUGAUGGUCCUACUUAUGUCGCACUAAAAAUCUGCAAGAGCGCACAAAUGUUCGCAGCAGUUGCUCAAGACGAAAUCAAGCUGCUGAAUGAAACGAAACUGAUUAAUGCUGGUCAUGUCGGUUACAAACAUAUUGUUCAGAUGGUAGACACUUUCAGACUGAUGAGUGUCAAUGGGAUCCACACUGCCAUAUCCAUGGAGAUCAUGGGACCCUCGUUACUACACCUACUCAUACAAUCCGACUUCAGAGGUAUACACUUGGAUGGAGUUCGGAGAAUAGUCUCUCAGGUUCUAAAAGGUUUGACUUACCUCCACGAAGCUUGUCGAAUAAUUCAUACCGACAUAAAACCAGAGAAUAUACUGAUCAAAGUAGAUGAAAAUUACAUAAGGAGUAUUAUUGGAAAAACUGAAAAAUUUGCCGAGUUGGGCCUUGACAUGCCACGUUCUUAUGUUGCUUCCGAUUGCUGGACAGACCAAAACAGAGAGUUAGCAGACUCUGACGAGGAUAUCCUUUCGAGGUUCGAAGGACAGAGAGGACAAUCUUAUCCUUAUGAUAAAUUUUUAGGAGAACUGACUGAUUUCAGGAAAAGACAUACUGAACCCCGCCUUAAUGCCCCAAUGUGGAUCAGUCCAAAUAUUGAGAUAAAAAUUGCAGAUUUGGGCAAUGCCUGUUGGGAGGAACAUCAUUUUUCAUCCGAGAUCCAGACAAGGCAAUACCGAGCCCUCGAAGUGAUCUUAGGAUCCGGGUACAGCUUCCCAGCAGACAUCUGGUCUGUGGGCUGUAUGGCAUUCGAAAUGGCUACCGGCGAGAUGUUGUUCAGUCCCAAAGGUGACAGGGAAUCAUCGGCUAAUUUGGAUCAUUUGUGUCUCAUUUGGGAAACGCUAGAUGGAAUUCCACAGUAUAUAACGGAAAAGGGGGCAAACUCUCGACACUAUUUCGGGAAUGGUGAAUUGCUUGGCGUAGACAAAACAUUGUUGCGUAUUUGGAGAAUAGAAGAUGUCCUUGUUGAGAAAUACAGAUGGAAAAGGGUGGAUGCGAUCCCAUUUGCGGGAUUCCUAGAAAGCCUUAUUGAACCAGAUCCUGCUCUACGCCUAUCAGCAUCUAUGGCUUUACAGAACGAGUGGAUAACUAUGAACGAAUAAUACUAAUUUUCCAAUGAAUCGUACCCAAAUAAAUUUAAAUCUGGUUAUCAAGACUGACGUUU
Molecule: messenger RNA, 1918 nt
Organism: Phaedon cochleariae (mustard beetle)
Lineage: Eukaryota; Metazoa; Arthropoda; Insecta; Coleoptera; Chrysomelidae
Source: the annotation of a GenBank genome assembly